Chlamydomonas reinhardtii is the source of this 1614-nucleotide messenger RNA. RefSeq lists its product as uncharacterized. The coding region runs from base 130 to 591 and encodes 153 amino acids. The record is from RefSeq and is a predicted model, not a curated record. Gene Ontology annotation, biological process: modification-dependent protein catabolic process; protein ubiquitination. Gene Ontology annotation, molecular function: ubiquitin protein ligase binding; protein tag activity. Gene Ontology annotation, cellular component: nucleus; cytoplasm. The transcript is spliced from 5 exons. NCBI's taxonomy places the organism in Eukaryota, Viridiplantae, Chlorophyta, Chlorophyceae, Chlamydomonadales, Chlamydomonadaceae.
CCAUACAGAUACUGUAUUACAUACAUAACAUUCCGACGUUGGUAACUGAGCUCGGCGCAACAAGCGAAGCUUUCCAUUAUUUUUUUCGGACCUAGCCUCAACCCUUGUUGGACUUGGUGACUAGCAAAGAUGCAGAUUUUCGUCAAGACUCUCACGGGAAAGACCAUCACCCUAGAGGUGGAGAGCAGCGACACGAUUGAGAAUGUCAAGGCCAAAAUUCAAGACAAGGAGGGCAUUCCCCCGGACCAGCAGCGUCUGAUUUUCGCGGGCAAGCAGCUGGAGGACGGCCGCACCCUGGCCGACUACAACAUCCAGAAGGAGUCCACCCUGCACCUGGUGCUGCGCCUGCGUGGUGGCAUGAUGAUCAAGGUGAAGACGCUCACAGGCAAGGAGAUUGAGAUUGACAUCGAGCCCUCGGACACCAUUGAGCGCAUCAAGGAGCGCGUGGAGGAGAAGGAGGGCAUCCCGCCCGUCCAGCAGCGCCUGAUCUUUGCGGGCAAGCAGAUGAACGAUGACAAGCAGGCCAAGGACUACAACAUUGAGGGAGGCUCCGUGCUGCAUCUGGUGCUGGCUCUGCGUGGCGGGCUCUGAGGCGAUUUCUCGUUGGGCAGUGGCGAUGGAGGCAGCAGAGCGGCUGGGACGCUUGGACGCUGGAACGACGUGGGAGCAGGAGGAGGAGGCAGGCGGUGUUAGGUGAUGCUGCAUACGCGCGCGCAGGAUGGGUGCGGAAGGACAAGUGGAUGGGCCAAGUGGGUGGGCCAAGUGGGUGGGCCAAGGUUGCGCCAUUGCGUAGUCAGCCGCUGGAAGGGUGAGUCGUGCAGCCUGGAGACGGGGGCGGGGGGCAGGGUGGUGUCAGGGAGCAUGCCUCCGUCGUUGCCGGCGUCAGGCGGCUGCCGGAACAGCCGCCUGCCCCAAGCAUGCCAGGCGUCCGGGCGCAAGUCUUGGAUGGAUGGGUGCGGCCACGGGGCGCGGCUUGCCGUUUCAGAUCGUGCCAACGGCCGUGUGCGCUUACUGGUCAUGGGCUCUGUGGCUUUCUUCGCGCGGGCUCACACCCUCCGGGACGAGGUGCGGGGCGCCAGGCGAGGGGUUGGCUGGCUGAUGGCCAGGUCGGGAGCUGUGACUCGGGGGUGUUUUGAAGGGGGGGUGUACGUGUGGCUGGGGCCACUGAGGUGCAACGAGCUUAAAGCAUGUAACAGCGGCGCGCACUGUUUCCAUCCGCUGCUUUGUUGGCGCCUGCAAUGGCAGCCGUGAAUGCCAAAAUUGAAGUGCAGACAAACGCGAAGGCGAGAGGUGACCCUUUUGCCACCAGCCCCCCAUAGCCACCUCAGCUCCGCCAUGAGCGCCACAAAGGAAGUUGGAAACGUUCGGCCGCAAAAGCACCCGAUCACCGAGGUCACAGGCGGUGAUGGGCGACUGUCAGGGAUUCCAUUAGCGUUGGGCCGUGCACAAUGCGCGGUCCUGAAGCUGAACGCGCCCCAUCCAGGCAACAGCAUUAGGCACAUACCCAGGCGGAGCCAUGGCAUGCGUGGCUGGUAGGCAAGUCCACGGAGCUCGGGGUGAGCCGGUCAGGAGUAUGCGACAUUUGACAGGCGCUGACUGUAACACGGGGCUGGU